Messenger RNA from Podospora pseudocomata, 1222 nucleotides. RefSeq names its product CDP-diacylglycerol-serine O-phosphatidyltransferase (gene CHO1). Gene Ontology annotation, cellular component: membrane. Gene Ontology annotation, biological process: phospholipid biosynthetic process. The record is from RefSeq and is a predicted model, not a curated record. The transcript has 3 exons. Lineage: Eukaryota; Fungi; Ascomycota; Sordariomycetes; Sordariales; Podosporaceae. Gene Ontology annotation, molecular function: phosphotransferase activity, for other substituted phosphate groups. Bases 334 to 1101 code for a protein of 255 amino acids.
GACCAUUCGGGCAGAAAGUCCCCACUGUCUGUGUCAAAACCAACUCCCGCUCAAGCGUCCGCCUGCGCCGUUCCUGCUUGUUGCUUGUAAGAGAGAGCCAACAAAACAACCUACCUCCGACACGCCGACCCUGACGCAAUUCCCUUGAUCCAGUACAUACACUGCGCUGCGCAAUCCAUCGUGGCCUUGUUUGUAUUGCGCUUUUGUUUGGAGCAGCAGCACACCUUCAUCACAGACAUACUACAUACCAACCUCUCUCUUUUUACGAUACCUACCCUGCUCUCCUCCCACAGAACCAAAGCCGGCAGCGCAUACAUUCAAACCAACACCAUCAUGUCAAAGAGAACAAGCGUCGCGGCCUCCGGCUCUGCCGCCUCCUCCAGCAACGAUGCCACCGUCUCCAAGUCGCCAGCGCUAAAAGACAACAAGCAAGACCUCCUCCUCUCGUCCGAUGUAGGCCACUUCUCCCUCGUUCGCGCCCUCCACCUGGCCGACCUCAUCACCGAGCUCAACGGCCUCUGCGGCAUCCUCUCCGUCUUUUCCUCUCUGCGGUACUGCAUCGCCACGGGCCACCUCGCCUCGGCGCUGAACACGGAAGCCCACUCGACGCUCUACUGGGCGCUGGGGUUCCUGCCUCUGGGGUUGUUCUUUGACUUUUUCGACGGUAAAGUUGCGCGGUGGAGGAAAAAGAGCAGCAUGAUGGGGCAGGAGCUGGAUUCGCUUGCCGAUCUUAUCUCGUUCGGCGUAGCCCCAGCCUCAGCCGCCUUCGCCAUGGGCCUCCGCACACCAGUCGACCACCUCCUCCUCGGCUUCUUUGUCUUGUGCGGCCUGACGAGACUGGCCCGGUUCAACGUCACUGCCGCCGCCAUCCCCAAGGAUGCCACAGGAAAGGCAAAAUACUUUGAGGGAACCCCCAUCCCUACAACGUUGGCUACCGACGCGGUGAUGGCGUAUUGGAUCUCCAAGGGCUGGAUUCACGAGGCGUUGCCUCUGGGCACUUUGUUCACGGGCACCCUCCUAGAGUUUCACCCGGUGGCGCUCAUGUUUGCUAUUCAUGGGUGUUUGAUGUGCAGCAAGACGAUUCAUAUCCCUAAGCCUUAGGUUUUGUAUGGAAAAGGGUUUUUUUGGGGGACAAAAUAGGAACUGGGAUUAUUAGUUGGGGAAAGAAAAAUGAUAAAAAAGGGGGUGGUUUUUGUUAAAAGAUACCUGACGACACACGCAA